AUGUCAAAACCUAAAAAGCCACCCGCAUCUCGCGGGCCACCGCGCAGAGAUGUUCUGGCGUCUCUCAAAAUGGCUUCUAUGGAGAUUAUUGUUCCCGUUUUACCUGCAGAAUUAAUGUCGCAGGUCCUCGAUUAUGUCGAUCCGGUUGAUCUCGUACGUGUCGCCCAAACCUCGAAACGCAUGCGCGAAAUGGUAUAUGAGGAUGCGAGAUGGGUUACAAGGUUAAAACGGAUAGGUUGCUGGAAUGAAGAAGAAGCUAGGCAGCAUGCAGAAACCGCAACACCUACAAUUCCUGCAGCUGUAUACGGGAGACGACGAUCAAGCGCUCACAAAAAACCAGCAGACGGGUUCGAUACUAUACCCACAUCAUCAGGUGCAACAAAAGAGGCUGAAGGUUCGGUUCAAGAGGACGAGACGCUUGACAUUUUGCGGCAUAUCAAAUCGAUACGUGGAAAGGCACGCCAGGAAUAUGGCCGGGUCCAUGCCGCGUUGGCACCAUUGUAUAAUGACAUCGCAACGAGUGGAGGAUCUACAGACAGCUUGGUUUUCAAACGAUAUACCGACCCAGAAAGCCAGGCUAAAAUGCUCGCUCAGAUUUUGAAAUUUGCUGAAAGCGACACCUCGGACGGAUGGGCUCAUCGCGAAAUACGUCUUCAGGAAGCAAUACAGCUGUUUGAGACGGCUGCGAUUCGCGAGUUUCGCAAUGCAUACGAGGCAUCUGACAUUAACGGCGAAAUGCGAAAAUAUGCCCACGUCUUGUGGUAUCUCAAUGGCGGACAGUCUGCCAUCGAUUUUUUCCUUCACCACAAUCAUAUCAUCACACGAAAGGGUGAGCUCGGUAGAGUUUCAGACUGUAUAGAUCCAGAGACUUUGGAAGUUAAAGUGGAGCAUACACAAGCAUUUUUCACACGAUUCGGAGUUGCCUUCAACGAAGAAAUCGAGGCCAUCAACGGCGCAUUUCCAAAAGAUCUAGAGGUAACAAUGCCUUUUCUCGACAAAGCAAGCGUCAGCGUUUUAUCACCUUUUCUGACAAGCCUCUUUGACGAAUUACAUCGAAGCAACAUCGAAAGUUAUCUCAAAGCUGUUUCUGGCACAUUCGCACAAUGUUUGAAUCUUUUCACAGAUUUGAAAAUACCUCUGGCGCCUGGUGUGAGCAAGGAAAACACGAUAACCCGUGCCAUGGCCCAAAUAUUUGAGCCUCAUUUAGAUCUUUACCUCGCGGAAGAGCUCGACUUCUUCCGUAAAGGCUGUGAUGCCACCGUCGAUGAUUGGGAUCGACAAUUAUCCGAACAAGCGGCAUCUACAGAAUCGUUUCUCAUGUCCAAUGUGAAUCGACAAGCUGCCAAGAACGAUUUCCUGACGUCUUUCAAAAAAGUGCUCAUGAUGCCAGUUACCAUUCUACCUCUACCGAGCUUCAACAAGUCUCACAAAGAUGGUGGAGAUAUUUCCGAAGCCGACAACGCAGCGGUACAUAACAAGAGUACAGCAAGAUUCUCGACGGUGUCUCCAGUCCCUGCUACCUUGUCCUUGUCCGAGGCACCAUCCGAUGAGUUGGCUGCAAAGGCCGCCUUGAUGAAUACAAGAUUAGAAGGCAUCAAAUCAUUGUUUAGCAUAGAGGUUGCUCUUGGCUUAGUUCAUGCGGCAAAGACCAGUCUUGAACGCACAAUACAAUUUGUUAAGCUGGGAGGCGAUUGGGGGAAUACCGCCAAACAACAAUGCGAGGGUAUAUUUAUUUCCUUACUUGAAAUCCUCGGUCAUCGGCAUGUCAUUAGAGGAAUGAGCAAAGCUGUUGACCAUUUAUCAAACUAUCGACCGCGCGAACAGGGUGAACGAGACAGGAAUGGGGUAGAACCUCUAGUGACGUUCUUGGAACUUGUGAACGUCGGCGAUCUUAUUUUACAAAUGAUGGAUGUCUUCUACGAACAAGAACUUAUUGGCGCGAAACUCAUCGAUCGCAGUGACUUUCUUGACCCGGCGGCAAAAGGCAAGAAGAAAUUCGAGCAAAGACUCGAUGAAUGUGUGGCAUCUGGCUUGAAUAAGGGCAUCGAUGUGCUCAUGGAGGAAGUAGACUAUAUUCUCGCCACGAAACAGUUGACAACUGAUUAUAACCCGGAAGCCGACAUUGACGCUGGGCGAAAAGUACCCGAUAUUGGUGUCAGUGAUGCAGCGGUCGGUGUGAUUGAUGUCGUUUCGUCGCAUACUUCCAUGCUUAUUGGCAGCACGGAUAAAAGUACACUUGAUGUGUUCAAUCAAGAAGUCGGGCUCAGGCUUUUUGCAGCCAUUUGCAAGCAUCUCAAACGGCAACGGAUCAGCGUCGACGGGUCACUCAAACUGAUCAGUGAUAUGAACCAUUAUUUCAAGUUCGUCCAGAACCUCAAAAAUAACGAACUUCUACUCUACUUCAAAGCGCUCCGAGAGCUCUCACAGAUCUACCUGGUUGACCCAUCCGACGCCAAAGAGCUCGCAUCCGUCAUUGCCGAUAAUGACCGAUUUUACGGUAUUUUCCGUGCCGAAGAGGUCUAUGAAUUUGCAGAACGGCGAGCAGAUUGGUUCCAGGUUCGCCGCGACGUUGAGCGAGCCAUGUACGGGCUGGAAUGUAAUGUGAUGUGA
Molecule: messenger RNA, 2610 nt
Organism: Talaromyces amestolkiae
Lineage: Eukaryota; Fungi; Ascomycota; Eurotiomycetes; Eurotiales; Trichocomaceae
Exons: 3
Coding region: 1-2610 (869 amino acids)
Biological process (GO): exocytosis; Golgi to plasma membrane transport
Cellular component (GO): exocyst; cytoplasm
Molecular function (GO): protein binding
Source: RefSeq, a predicted model, not a curated record